ACCUUGGCGUACAGCAGCAAAAAAAAGAAAGAAAACAUAAAUUGUUUACGUGCGAUUUUGUGCUCCGCCUUUCUGUUGUUUAUAAUUAUGUUUUACGAAUAAAAACCACACAAAACUAUUCUCUAUCUGCUUCCUUAUCCAAUAGUCAGUUAAAGUGUGGUGUAGUGAAACGUUUUUCCCGUACGGAAGGCUCAUCAGUUCCCGUUUUUGUUCGUCUCGUCGUGGGAGUGAAAGGCAUCGCCCCGUACGGCCAGGGAAAGAAAGGGGUGUAGUGCCCGUUUUUCCCCACCCAGUUUGAGACAACACAUUCCGAAGGAGCGAACGCGCCAUGGUUACAGUUCAAACCGUUAGCGGACGGUUGACAGCCCGAACCGCCGCCUACUCGGACCGGAAGCAUCCCACCACAACGCAACCUGACCUACCCGCAGCCAGCAGCAACAACAUGACCAGCAAUCGUAACCGAACGCCGACCGGCCAGAUACGGGACGAUUUUCUGCUCGAGACCAACUUCGAUGACGACGGGGCGCUAACACGUGCCUACAACACACUGCCGCAGCAGCAACAGGGAGCCCUGCAGCGGCGAAGCAUACCUUAUCGGUCCAACUUAUCGGUGGAUCGAUACUCGGAAACGACACUGCACGGCAAACCACCGCGGAAAGGCGGCUGCUGCAAGUCAUGCGUAACGCGAAUACCGUACGCGACACUGAUCGCGACGGUCAUGUGCCUUAUCGGAGUCGGCGUGUUUUGCGGCACCAUGUUCCGCGGUACCUCGCUCGCGAUCAUCAUGCUCGAUCAGGUGUUUCAUCUGCGCCUGCCGUGGAUCGAAGCGGUACAGAUCAUCUUCGUCGUGAUCGGUGCGUCGAUGGCUGCGCUCGGGCUGAUGAUCCUGUUCGUGGGCUUCCUGGCGACCGGUGCCACCCGGCAUAAGGUGUACCGGGCGUGGGGCUCGCGUGUCGGCGGCCGCAUCUCGUGUGCCGUCUUUAUGGCCAUUUCGUACGUGCUCAACAUUGCGUGGAUACUGAUCCUUUGCUUCCUGUCGAUCGUCACGUUCGUGUUUACCGUGUUCUGGAACAUGUGCGCCAACACGAACGUACAGACGCAUCGGGAUUGCAUCGAUCUGACGCAGUUCUACUUUAUGUUCCCCGAUGGCGUCAAGCAGGAGGAUAUGAAAAUCUGCGAACCGGCCAAAGUGAAAGCGUUCUGCAAGGAUGGGGUGGAAAAGUGUGAAAUCAUGUUCAUCCUCGCCACCGUCUCCUGUCUGCUGAUCAUUCUCAGCUUCGUGCACUAUCUGAUGUGUCUGGCGGCGAACUACGCGCACAUACGCGACCACGAAAAGUUCCAGGAGCUGCAGGAGAUCCAGAACCUGACCGAGAUGGAGUACAGUGCGGCGUCGAAGGACCGGUUCUAGGAUACGGCCCAGGAGAUCUACAUUGAGCACAGCACCUGAGGGUGGGCCCAACACCAUCAGCAUCGCAAGGCCACCGGAUAUGGUGCGGCUGUACGAGCGGCUUACGUUUAAAUUUGGUCCGGUUUGAGCACGCGCUUCCAUCCUUUUGCUCCUCCUGCGUUAGUUGGCACUCGUAACGAACCAUUAGAAAUUUGAUAAUUUCCCUGCUUUCCCUGUUAAUGUUAAGUUUUGCGACUCGGCAACACUGCGUUCGAGCGCGCUAAUCGAAAUUUGAUUCACCACUGUGUGGAUGCUUAGAUUUAGGAGACUCUUCCCCGGACAGCUCAAGACACUGCCCACAGAUCGCUUUUUUUAUUAGAAAGAUUGCUGUGGUGCAUUGUCCAACUUACUUUACUUACUUCCCACAUUCCGUCCAGCGCGAUGCAAGGCGCUUCCAGUUUCCAAAUGCUAUUUCCUUUUCUCGUUUGACCGUAUCGCUAUCGCUUGUUUUUUUUGUUCAGCGCAGUAGAAGAUUUAAACAUAGGCCCUUGCCCGUCGAUUUGCCCAGUAUAGAUACUCCUGGCAUGGAGCGUAGUAAUAGUACAGCGUAGCGUUAAGUGACAACGACACGAUUCCACGAUUAACACGAUGCACAAGCAAGCAAAACGAACUCUAACAACCCCCUCCCCAAAAAGUCUGACGAGGUAACAAUAAGCAACACACAACAAAUCGAUGCACAUAACAAUGCACUGCCAACAGUUUUGUCCCCAAGAGUGUAUGCUCAAUGUUGGCAUUUUGCUCGUUUGAUGUAAUUCACAUAUAAAGUGUACGCACAGAAUUGAAGAAUGGGAAUGGUAAGAAGAGACAUAUCGAUUAGAAGGAAACUGGUGAAGUGCUUGAACAAUGAAACUAUGGCAUUAAUAGAGUUGAUUAAAACUGAAGGAAAAAAGGCACAAUUUCUACAGCGUUGAAGCAAACUUAGAACACACACUAAACACAGCUUUACCUCUGAAGAGCAAGACAAAAAAGACAAAAUAAUCUACAUUCCAGUGUGAUAACCUUAGAGAGAGCAGCGGGCAGAAGAAUAUGGUUACAACAAUAAUUGCGAGAUAAAACUCACCAAAAAAACCCCUGACAGAACGGCGCACAAAGGUGAAGCAAUGUGAGACAAAACCUGGCGAAAGGCGCCUUAGGGAAAGAACGAGAAAGGAUAUAUAUUUUUUAUAUCGAUUGAAAGUAAUGUUAAAGGAAAGGGCAAUAACACUGCACAGCAAAGUCCAGCUCGAGACUCACAAUAUAAGGGCGUAGAAUGGAGUGUUUAGAGUGCACGGUAAUCUUAUUUUUUAUACACAAAAAACAUUACUCCCCCUGCUCCCACCCCAAUGGCAGGCGAGUACCGUAUUCGGGUCGCUUGCGUGAUCUCCUCGAAUCGAACGACAAAACACGGUGGUUUCAUAAGAACGGUGGAAAACAGAAUUAGAAAACACAACAGAAGGAAUUAAGGCCGAUAAUUGAAGAUAUGAAAAGACUCAAACUUACGCCCUAAAAGAAAACAAGCUGUAGGAGUGUAGAGCGAAGAGCGGGGAAAUACAGAAAUGUGGAUUUAAUUCCAUUUUUGUAGCUUUUUUCCCCCUUCAUCGCCAUCGCAUGUAUUCUACCAGCUCCAAUGUAGAUUAAGCAGACGUUUUAUGUUUUUUUUUAAUCACAAUUCGCUUGUUCCGCUAAACAAACGCUGUAUUAUAGUGUGCCGGUGACAUGUUUAUCCCAAACAAAUCACGCUUAUUUAGCCACGUGUGUGCAUUCCAAUAUUUACAACAAAGCCUAUACUUAUACGCAUUCCAAUUCUCUUCCUUGAUCGAUCGAUCGAUCGACGAUCGGGACUUUUGUCCAGCGCCAAACCCCCCCUUUUGAAUAUAUGCUUGUGAACAAUCA
Molecule: messenger RNA, 3319 nt
Organism: Anopheles coluzzii
Lineage: Eukaryota; Metazoa; Arthropoda; Insecta; Diptera; Culicidae
Gene: M6
Product: neuronal membrane glycoprotein M6-a
Exons: 4
Coding region: 329-1408 (359 amino acids)
Biological process (GO): neuron projection development
Cellular component (GO): plasma membrane
Source: RefSeq, a predicted model, not a curated record